UAUUGAGAACGAUUUUUAGAACUUUACCGUUAUCUUUAUAGUUCUCGUCCUUGGUGUGAAUGGGCUCUCAUUGAGAAUCUCUUUCAUGGCCACUGAAGAAACUGAAUUGAGAUCGAUUGGACUCCACAGCCUGGUGUGAAAACGCCCUCCUCUCUCCUCCUGAGCUUCUGCACCAACACUCUGCCAGCUUAUGUUGUCUAACACUUGCCCACACACACGCUAGCACACCCCUAAAUACCAGAGUCUUUCCUAAUGUGUCAUCCCUCACACCCCGACCUCGACUCGGCUCGGCUCACUGACUAAUGUUGUGUUUCUCUCUCCCCUUCUCUUUCCCCGCGCACUCCACCAUGUCUUUUUGCCAUGCAUCCAUUCCUCUUCCGUUGCAUUCUGUCGUUGCACCCACGCAGUCUCUCUUCAUGUUCCCAUUCUCCCCGUCCUCCUCCACUCUCUCCUCCCUCCCGCCGACCCUCGACACCAUCUCUGAGCUGGAUGUGUUGUCUGACAUCUCUGAGGACGAGCCUGACCUCCACCUCGAGCCGGACUCUGAGGCUGUGAGCUGGCCGGCCAAAGACUCCAGCAGCGGCGAGGGUUUGUCCGAAGAGCCCCGCUUCGCUCUGCCCCGGCUGGGUGUGUCUGUGCUCAGCUUCUGCAGGGGUCUGUGUCUGCCCUGGCUGCUGGACGAGGAUGGCUGCAUCAGUCUGCCCUGUCUGCCGGAGGACUGCGCCACUCUGCUGCUCCCUGCAGGACUGCACCAUCACCUGCCCCUCACCUCCUCUUCCCUCCUGCCCUCCUUCCUGCUCAUCUUCGCCGUCGUCCUCUCCGCCUGCCAGUCGGUAGCGCUGUCUCUGCUGCUGGCGCUACCUCUGGCCCUGUCCCUGUGCUACCUGGAGCCGAAAACACUCGCGCGCUUCAGGCCGGCGGAGGUCACGGCUGAGACGAGCUCUCCAGAGGAAAUGCAGUGUGACCCCGCCGCCUAAACUGACCCCUGACCUCCCUGUUCCUGUCUCCCUGUCUGCCUACCCCCUAAUCGCUACUGUGUGCAUUUUGUCGCUGUUCGCCUCUAUAGCUCUUUCUCCCGCUCCAACUUCCAGUGCCAGAUUUUCAGUGUGAAAUGCAGAUUAGUCCCUGCGCUCAGAUUGUAGCUGUGUAAAUCAGCAGCAUUCCAGUGGGACUCUAUUUAUAGUCCACGUCCUGUCUGAAAAAACUCUUUCCCCACUUCAGCUGAAGCAUUUAUUAGACCCGAACCACUCAACCAGCUUUAAAGGGGUCAUAUGACGAUACUAAAAAUAACAUUAUUUUGUGAAUUUGGU
Molecule: messenger RNA, 1310 nt
Organism: Sinocyclocheilus rhinocerous
Lineage: Eukaryota; Metazoa; Chordata; Actinopteri; Cypriniformes; Cyprinidae
Exons: 1
Coding region: 303-977 (224 amino acids)
Source: RefSeq, a predicted model, not a curated record